AUGUCCAAUCUGUCGUUCGACUAUUCGAAGUGGGAUAAUAUCGACCUCUCGGAUGAUGAGGCUGAUUUCCACCCAAAUCUUGACACUGGUUUGAAUAUUAAAGUCAAGCGCGCCCAGCGAGAGCGCAAAAUGGAAGAAUAUGAACAAGAGAGAAAACAGCUGCUGGAGGAUGGGUCCCCAGAGGCGAUGAAGAAGUUGGAGAAGUUGGAGAGGUCAAAGCCGCUGUACGGAGAGAAUCUUUGUCAUGUCGUCGAUGAGAAGACGAUAAUCUCCGACAAGAAGAUCGAGAAAGCGCCGCCACCGGUGACGAAGGAUGAGGUGGAUUCGAGCGGGGAAGAUACUCUGGA
Perkinsus marinus ATCC 50983 is the source of this 347-nucleotide messenger RNA. RefSeq lists its product as hypothetical. Gene Ontology annotation, cellular component: cytoplasm. The annotation marks the transcript as partial. Gene Ontology annotation, molecular function: protein kinase binding; protein-folding chaperone binding; heat shock protein binding. The transcript is spliced from 4 exons. The record is from RefSeq and is a predicted model, not a curated record. NCBI's taxonomy places the organism in Eukaryota, Perkinsozoa, Perkinsida, Perkinsidae. Gene Ontology annotation, biological process: protein stabilization; protein folding.